Messenger RNA from Morone saxatilis (striped sea-bass), 2465 nucleotides. It is a transcript of the gene tnpo3, whose product is annotated as transportin 3. Gene Ontology annotation, molecular function: small GTPase binding. The record is from RefSeq and is a predicted model, not a curated record. Gene Ontology annotation, biological process: protein import into nucleus. Lineage: Eukaryota; Metazoa; Chordata; Actinopteri; Moronidae. Gene Ontology annotation, cellular component: cytoplasm; nuclear membrane.
CUGGCUUUAGCCAUCGCAGAUCUCGCCCUUCAGAUGGCCUCGUGGAAAGGAUGUGUUCACACGCUCAUAGAAAAGUACAACAAUGACAUCAGCUCGAUGCCCUUCCUCAUAGAGAUUCUCACUGUGCUGCCGGAGGAAGUCCACAGUCGAUCUCUACGAAUCGGAGCCAAUCGUAGGACAGAAAUCAUUGAGGAUCUGGCGUAUUACUCCAGCACUGUGGUGACACUGCUGACGACGUGUGUGGAGAAGACGGGUAUUGAUGAGAAGAUGUUCAUCAAGGUGUUUCGCUGUUUGGGAAGCUGGUUCAACCUGGGAGUCCUCGACACAAACUUCAUGGCCAGUAACCAGCUGCUCAUGGUCCUCUUCCAAGUCCUGCAGAGGGAUGAAACCUCCACCAACCUCCACGAGGCGGCGUCGGACUGCGUCUGCUCGGCUCUCUACGCCAUAGAAAACGUGGACACCAACAUGGCGUUGGCUCUGCAGCUGUUCCAGGGCGUCCUGACGCUGGAGACGGCGUAUCACAUGGCUGUGGCUCGAGAAGACCUCGACAAAGUGCUGAACUACUGCAGGAUCUUCACCGAACUCUGCGAGACAUUUUUAGAGACCACAGUCAGGAGUCCAGGUCAGGGUAUGGGAGACCUGAGGACACUGGAGCUGCUGCUGAUCUGUGCAGGACACCCUCAGUAUGAGGUUGUGGAGAUCUCCUUUAACUUCUGGUACCGCCUUGGAGAACAUCUGUAUAAAAUUAACGAUGCAGCUCUUCACACCAUCUUCAGACCGUACAUCCAGAGACUUCUGCACUGUUUGGCCCGACACUGUCAGCUCGAUCCAGACCACGAGGGAAUCCCAGAGGACACCGAUGAUUUCGGAGAGUUCAGGAUGAGAGUCUCUGACCUCGUUAAAGACGUCAUCUUUCUCGUUGGAUCCAUGGAGUGUUUCUCUCAGUUAUAUUCUACGUUAAAAGAAGGGAACCCUUCCUGGGAGGUGACGGAGGCCGUUCUCUUCAUCAUGGCUGCGAUUGCUAAAAGUGUUGAUCCAGAGAACAACCCAACGCUGUCGGAGGUGUUGCAGCAGGUGGUUUUACUUCCAGAAAGCGUCCACAUGGCGGUUCGUUAUACGAGCAUCGAGCUGGUCGGAGAGAUGAGCGAGGUCGUGGACAGAAAUCCAAGAUUCCUCGACCCGGUGUUGAACUACCUGAUGAAAGGUCUCAGAGAGAAACCUCUGGCGUCGGCAGCGGCGAAGGCGAUCCACAACAUCUGCUCAGUGUGCAGAGACCACAUGGCUCAACACUUCCAGGGUCUGCUGGACAUCGCUCGCGCCCUCGACUCCUUCGCCCUGUCCACCGAGGCCGCCGUCGGGCUGCUCAAAGGGACAGCUCUGGUCCUGGCUCGUCUUCCUCUGGAGAAGAUCGCAGAGUGUCUCAGUGAUCUCUGUGCUGUUCAGGUCCUGACUCUAAAAAGGCUUCUGGCUGAAGAAUCUACAAAUGGUAAAUCAGCUGAUCCCACCGUCUGGCUCGACAGACUGGCUGUUAUCUUCAGACACACAAACCCCAUCGUGGAGAACGGACAGACGCACCCCUGUCAGAAAGUCAUCCAGGAGAUUUGGCCGGUGCUGUCCGAGACUCUGAACACUCAUCAGGCUGAUAACAGGAUUGUGGAGCGAUGCUGUCGCUGUCUCAGGUUUGCUGUAAGAUGCGUCGGGAAAGGCUCCGCCUCCCUCCUGCAGCCGCUCGUCACUCAGAUGGUGAGUGUGUACCAGGUGUAUCCACACUCCUGCUUCCUGUACCUGGGCAGCAUCCUGGUGGACGAGUACGGCAUGGAGGAGGGCUGCAGACAGGGACUGCUCGACAUGUUACAGGCUCUGUGUAUGCCGACCUUCCAGCUGUUGGAGCAGCAGAAUGGUCUGAGGAAUCAUCCAGACACCGUGGACGACCUGUUCAGACUGGCCACCAGGUUUGUCCAGAGGAGUCCCGUCACUUUACUCAGCAGCAGCAUCAUCGUUCACAUCAUCCAGUGCGCCAUCGCUGCCACCUCAUUGGACCACCGAGACGCCAACUGCAGCGUCAUGAAGUUUGUCCGAGAUCUCAUCCACACCGGCGUCGCCAACGACCACGAGGAGGACUUUGAGGUGAGGAAGCAGCUGAUUGGUCAGGCCAUGGAGCAGCACGGUCAGCAGCUCGUCACUCAGCUGAUGCACUCGUGUUGUUUCUGCCUGCCGCCGUACACGCUGCCCGACGUGGCCGAGGUGCUGUGGGAGGUCAUGGUGUUUGACAGACCUACGUUCUGUCGCUGGUUAGAAAACGCUCUGAAAGGUUUACCGAAGGAGACGUCAGGAGGAGCUGUGACUGUCACUCACAAACAGCUGACUGACUUCCACAAACAGGUCACCAGUGCUGAGGAGUGUAAACAGGUGUGUUGGGCCAUCAGAGGUUCACCAGAUUGUUCCGAUAGCUGCCACGUUCACCC